Adineta ricciae is the source of this 1254-nucleotide messenger RNA. The record is from the annotation of a GenBank genome assembly. NCBI's taxonomy places the organism in Eukaryota, Metazoa, Rotifera, Eurotatoria, Adinetida, Adinetidae.
AUGCAGAUGACGAACGAAGACGCUGCCUUUGGUAUGGUGAACAAAGAUUACUAUUCCAUUUUGGGAAUUAAUCGAUGGGCUACGGAGGAGGAAAUCAAACGUGCUUAUAAACAAAAAGCGUUAAAACAUCAUCCAGAUAAAAAUCGUGAUGAUGUCGACGCUGAACGAAAAUUUACCGAGAUCAGCGAAGCCUAUGAAAUGCUGUCCGAUCCUCAAAAACGCGCCAUUUAUGAUCGCUUUGGCUUGGACGAUGCGCGAAACUCACCCUAUGGUGACUUUCGUUCUAAUUUUCGUUAUCCAUAUUCAACCGGUCAUUAUCAAUCAUCAUUUGCCACUAGUUCAACAUAUGAUCCAGCUAAUAAUCACUAUAUUAAAUAUAAAGACCCAACGACAUUCUAUGACCUUUACGUAACAUUAGAUGAAGUUCUAAACGGAGCAACUAGGAAAUUGAAAGUCACGCGUAAUCGAUACAAAGCUGAGUUACAUACGACAGUUAAGGAUGAAAAAGUUUUAGAAAUUCAGAUAAAACCGGGAUGGAAAGAAGGAACAAAAAUCACUUUCGAAAAUGAAGGUGAUGAAGGUGAUCAAUAUACAAUAGCAGGUGAUAUUGUCUUCAUUAUUCGUGAUAAACCACAUCCAUUAUUCGAACGCUCAAAUUCAGAUAUAAUCUUUCGAGUGAAAGUCACAUUAAAACAAGCAUUACUUGGCACAUUAUUAGUCAUACCUUUCCUUGAUUCGACAAAACCAUCCUAUCAAUUACGAACUUAUCAAGAGAUUCUCACACCACAAACAGAAAAACGGUUUCCUAAUGAAGGUUUACCAUACGCGAAAGAUACGACAAAACGUGGUGAUCUCAUCGUUAAAUUUGAUAUUCUCUUUCCAAAAUUACUUCUUAAUGAACAACGUACACUUGCUAAUUGUUGUUUUUCUAAUUCAAUAGAUGCUUAUCAAGCGUGUGAUUCCGUACUUCAUACAACAGUCGUUGACCAAACGCAACAACAACAACAACAACAAGAAAAACAACAGUCGACGUCUCCUCCGACAAUAACAUCAUCUCCUAAAUCUCAGUCGUCAACUCGUAGUAACACUAAUGAUAAUCAUCACCAUCAUCAUCAUCAUAAAUCGCAUCAUCGACGUCAAAAAUCGCCGACAUCAUCUUCAAGAACAACACCUGUACGCACAGCUCCGCCCAUACCACCACGACCCUCACCUACAGCUCUUACAGAACUACAUGUUAAUGAGACUGUCUUUUGA